GACAGUGUCGUUCAGGAGGCAGCUUGAGAAAGGUCGGCGGGAGGUGGAGCUUUGCUGAGAGACAGAUCUUGAGUGGAGUUAGCGAGCUCUUGGUUAGCUGCCCGGAGAGAUGGAAAGGGCCUGAGACUGGGGAACAGAAGCAACGGCGUAUCCAUCUAUUUAUCAACAUACACACUUACACCACCUGGGAGAUAGGAGAGCUGCUGUGAUGAAUAAAGACUUGUGCAUCCAUUCCUGGCCUGGUUCAUACUAUCUUGACAGUGAGAAACGAUGGGUUUAUGGCAAACUAUCGCUCACACCAGGCCAAUUGGCAUUUACAUCUGACAAGGAGGGGCUUACGCUGACCAGCUUCAAGCUCUCUGCCAUCACCAGCAUCAAGAAGGAAACAUCCAGCUUCAUAUUCAGCUCACUCACCGUGCUGGUAAAUGGCAACGAGAAGCACUGGUUCAGUUCGCUGCAGCCCAAUCGGACAGUGGUAUUUAACAUCAUCGAGCACUUCUGGCAAGCACAGUUGCUUUCAUCCGAUGGGGUGGAAGUAGAGGCCAGCCCUGAUCGCACAUCCAAGGGGAAACAGCUUAUUCACUUGGCUUCCAGCUCUCACCAACGUUUGGAAGACACAGCCAAAGUACUGCAUCAUCAGGGAGAGCAGUUUGAUCGCAUCAUGAAAGGGCUGGACAAGAUAGAGUCAGACAUGGAUGUGGCAAACAGACUGCUAACUGAGCUGGAGUCUCCGCCGUGGUGGCCGUUCAGCAGUCGCCUCCGAAAGGCUCAACAGGAAACGAAGAGUCAACAAGAACUCCCGCGAUCUGCCUCAAAGGCUUUUGGGAAGGAAGGUUUGAUAUUGAAAGUCCCUGUUCUUUACUCCCAAGGUCAAGAUCCUAACCUGAAACAGGGAACGCUCGCAGUUCUUUGCUCAGGUCUGGAAAUCUGUGAUUCGAAUGACCAGCUUGUGCAUAAGUUCCGACGGGAGGACGUUGAUGAUGUUAAAGUGCAAAGCCCUUAUGAAAUGGUUGUCCGUCAGAGGUUCAUAGGGAAGCCCGACAUUUCCUUUACCUUACAGUCUGCGAAGAUGACUGAUGUUGUUUCCAUUGUGGAGAUACAGUACUCCAAAAAAGUGCAAUUCAAAGAUGAUUUGUUGGGGCUCUUCAGUCCAGAGGACUCUCCUGUUUCAGACAGUGUCGGCAUGGGUGGCUCCAUAUGGAAUGCAGAUAGGCCCUCGUUGUCUGCCCUCAUGCUGAAAUACAAGGCAACAUACACAUAUGGACGUGAAGAAUGAGAUUGUAGGGGCACUUACUAACACACUGUCUGCAUGAAGAAUGGAUGAUUAGAUAUACUCUUGGGGGUGUGCUUUGUAUUUGUACAUGGAUAUCUCAAUGAGUAGGAAAGGCAGGAUGCUAAAAUUUAGAGUAUGAAUGUAUGCACAUUUAUUUAAACAAUAACGUGUCAACUGGGGAAAAAUAAUGAAAUUAUGAACUUGUUUAUGAAAAUUGGGUUCAUCAUACUUUGCUUUCCUUUAUCCCAUCAGUUAUGAUGAUUAUUUCCACUAGUUUCCACUAAAAGAAAAAUAACACCCACAUCAUUUCUGCUUUGAUGCUUUUAGGUAAUCAUUUCUGAUUGUGUCUAUAGCCUUCAGUACUUUAAUGACAAAACAUAAUUCACCUUUUCUGCUACGCAACUCAAAAUACACUCUAGCUACAAUAUUAAUUUUGAAAAGCAAAAUCAGUCUCUACGUUGCUCUGAUACACCCUAUUUCUAUCACAAUUUCUUCCUCCU
This is a messenger RNA of Chiloscyllium plagiosum (whitespotted bambooshark), 1773 nucleotides long. Lineage: Eukaryota; Metazoa; Chordata; Chondrichthyes; Orectolobiformes; Hemiscylliidae. The record is from RefSeq and is a predicted model, not a curated record.